AGAAUUUGAAUUAUCUAUGGUCUUCGAUGCCGACACUUCCGAUUGUCUACACCCCUCUUACUUUUUGUUAUUUAUUUGUCAAACAGCUGAUUGUUUCAUUGUAACGCGAUGAAUUUCUCGAAUUCGCUUGAAUAAAAAUCGAAGUAGUUAUUGAAGAUGGACGUGGUAGGACUGUUGAACAAUAUAAACGAUAAUUCGAACAUGUUUGCUGUGAAAACAUGGACGUCCGAGUGGUCAAACAAUUUUCAAGACAACCAAUUGCUGUGGUCGAUUUGCGGUUGUCUUCUCGUAUCCUUGGUGGUUGUAUUUUUCUACUAUUAUAGAAGAUGGCGGUCGAAAGAAUUAGCCGGCGUGACCGGUGGUGCAGGAGCUACAGGGGACCCAGUGAAAAGGUUCCGCAAACGAGACAAGAUGCUCUUCUAUGGACGCAGGAUGUUGCGGAAGGUCAAGUCGAUCUCCAACUCUGGCCAGGGUAGAAAGCGCAGGGCCGUCAUGAGGUUCGCCAGAAAACUGCUGCAGCUCAAGAAGGAGUCCGCUCCGGAACAAUUGAAGGUACUAGAGCCUCCAGCAGAAUACCUAGAGGAAGACCUAACGAGCGACGACCGCGUCCCGCCAGACGCGCUCUACAUGCUGCACAGCAUCAGAGUGUUCGGCCACUUCGAGAAGCCAGUGUUCCUCAUGCUGUGCAAGCACACUGAGAUCCUCAACCUGCCAGCUGGAGCUUUCCUUUUUAAAGUUGGCGAUACAGAUGAGAACGUAUACGUGGUACAGAACGGGCGCGUGAACGUGUACAUAACUAACCAGGACGGCAGCAGCUUGUCCCUGAAGGUGGUCCGCGCUGGGGAGAGCGUCACCUCGCUACUUAGUUUUACUGAUGUGCUAACUGGUCAUUCACAACCAUAUAAAACCGUGAACGCGAAGGCUUUAGAAGACUCCCAAGUCAUUAAGCUGCCUAUGAGGGCCUUCCAAGAGGUGUUCAAGGAGUACCCAGAUAUAUUCGUCAGAGUUAUACAGAUUAUCAUGGUACGCCUACAAAGAGUGACGUUCACAGCUUUGCAUCAGUAUCUAGGAUUGAGUGCUGAGUUAGUUAACCCGGGCCGUGACAAGCGUCGUCCGAAUACAGUAUCAUCUUCUCCCGCUAAAGCUAAGAUGCCGGUAGUCGACAGCGGCGGCAACAUGCACUCACCUCACCACAGCGAGAGAGCCAUGUCCGAACAUUUGGAGGGCCGCGCGUCGUCGUCCCCGCUGCACGGCGCGGCGCGGCGCCACAAGCCCGACAUGGUGCCCGACAUAGCCACCAACACGCCGCAGCAGCAGCCGGAUGUCCAGCCGACGCCGUCGCUGCAGAGGGCGCGCGAGGGAUCCUCCUUCAAGAAGCACAACACUGAUAAUCUUGAUGAACAGGCGUUAAUCCAGAUAGCGACCGAAGCGUUCGUUAAGGAACUGGGCCUGGAUUGCGACACUGUUCUCAAAGGGAACGUGCAAGUGAGGGACCUGCCCGCCGGGACCUACAUCAUGAAGGAGGAGAGCCAUAAGGACGUGGCGCUAGUGUACCUGCUGUCGGGGGCGCUGCUGGUGUCGCAGCGCGUGGCCGAGGGAGAGGGAGAGGUGCAUAUGUUUACUGCUUACCCAGGUGAAGUGGAAGGUGGUCUAGCGGUACUGACGGGCGAGCCCAGCUUCUUCUCAAUCCGCGCGAAGCAUUUCUCCCGCAUCGGUCUCUUGUCCAAGACUACUGUGUACAGCAUCAUGAGGGAGAGGCCAUCUGUGGUGCUGCAUAUAGCUAACACUGUUGUGAGGAGACUGUCGCCUUUCGUCAGACAAGUGGAUUUCGCUUUGGACUGGGUAUUCCUCGAAUCAGGCCGCGCCGUCUACCGUCAAGACGAGGAAUCAGGUUCCACAUUCAUAGUACUGAGUGGUCGACUCCGUUCAGUCAUCACUCACCCCAACGGCAAGAAGGAAUUAGUCGGCGAGUACGGGAAAGGGGACCUGGUCGGUAUCGUGGAGAUGGUCACACAGACUAGAAGAAGUACCACCGUCAUGGCUGUGAGGGAUUCCGAACUGGCCAAGUUGCCUGAAGGACUCUUCAAUGCGAUCAAACUGAGGUUCCCUGUCGUUGUGACCAGGCUUAUUAAUUUGCUGGGACACAGGAUUUUAGGUUCAUGGCAAAAGCCCACAGCCGGUCUAGGCGGCGCGGCGGCCAUCGAGCCCCGCCCGCAACACAACUUCUCGACAGUGGCCGUAGUUCCCGUCAGUGAUGACGUACCGCUUACUGCCUUCACAUACGAGCUGUACCACUCGUUGAGUGCUAUCGGGCCAACGGUGCGUCUGACAUCUGACGUGAUCAGAAAACUACUCGGUCUCACCAUCAUGGACCCCAACAACGAGUACCGGCUAAGUUCCUGGCUCGCUCAGCAAGAAGACAAACACAAGGUGGCUUUAUACCAGUGCGACCCGAGCCUUACGCAGUGGACGCAGCGAUGUAUACGACAGGCUGAUUGUAUUCUGAUCGUCGCUUUGGGAGAUAAACAGCCUAGUAUUGGAAAGAUCGAGAAGGAAAUCGAGCGCCUGGCCAUCCGUACUCAGAAGGAGUUGGUCCUGCUUCACCGCGAGGGCGGCGCCAACCCGUCCGGGACCGUGCACUGGCUCAACAUGCGCAGCUGGGUCAGCCAGCAUCACCACGUGCGCUGUCCGCACAGGAUGUUCACCAGGAAGUCGCAGUACAGGAUCAGCGAGCUGUACAGCAAGGUGCUGAUGUCGGAGGCGUCGGUGCACUCGGACUUCUCGCGCCUGGCGCGCUGGCUGACGGGCACGGCCGUGGGGCUGGUGCUGGGCGGCGGCGGCGCGCGCGGGGCCGCGCACGUCGGCAUGGUGCGGGCUAUACAGGAGGCAGGUAUUCCCAUCGACAUGGUGGGCGGCGUCAGUAUCGGCGCGUUCAUGGGCGCGCUCUGGUGCAUGGACAGGAAUAUCACCACAGUCACGCAGAAGGCCAGGGAGUGGUCGCAGAAAAUGACCCAAUGGGGCAAACAGCUCCUCGACCUGACGUACCCAGCCACGUCCAUGUUCUCCGGGCGCCAGUUCAACGCGACCAUCCGCUCCACCUUCGGGGACGUCCACAUCGAGGACCUGUGGCUCCCGUACUUCACGGUCACCACUGACAUCAGUUCCAGCUGCAUGAGAGUACAUAGACAUGGUUCCCUCUGGCGUUACAUUCGCGCGUCGAUGUCGCUCAGCGGCUACAUGCCUCCGCUCUGCGACCCCGUAGACGGCCACCUCCUAUUGGACGGCGGUUACGUCAACAACCUCCCAGCGGAUGUGAUGAGGUCACUGGGUGCUAAGCACAUCCUGGCUAUUGACGUGGGGUCCCAAGAUGAUACGGAUCUCACUAACUACGGCGAUGACCUGUCCGGCUGGUGGCUGUUGUGGAAGAGAUGGAAUCCGUUCACGACACCCGUGAAGGUUCCCAAUUUACCGGAUAUUCAAAGUAGACUGGCUUAUGUUUCCUGCAAUCGACAAUUGGAGGAAGUAAAGAAGUCCGACUACUGCGAGUACAUCCGGCCCCCCAUCGACGCGUACAAGACGCUGCAGUUCGGUUCGUUCGACGAGAUCCGCGAGGUCGGCUACCGACACGGCGCCGCCUACUUCGAGGGGCAGCGGCGCGGCGGCGGCGGCGGCGUCAGCGGGGCCGCCGCAGAGGGCAGGCGGCCCGACGCGCCGCCCUCGCUCACUGACUAUACAUUCACGGACUUAGCUCAGAUGGUAUGCUCGGUCCGGACCGCCCGUGACGUCGACAACGAGUCCUCUUCAUCAUCAGACUACGAGGAAGACCAGAGGCACUUUGAGGGGUACGCUUCGGAGCCCAGCGCUGGGAUACUCGAGAUGUCUUCAAGCGUUGAGGACGGAGUGCCGGCGUGGAUCAGUGACACGGAAUUGGUGGGGAAACAUAAACAGCACCGCACCCUAGUUGUUCACAAUAUGGAGGGAUUAAGAACACGUCGUGUGGGUGGUUCGCUCUCACUCUCUGAAGACGAAGUGGACUCUGAGGCGGAGGUUUACGACCCUCUGAAUAAACGCGGCGGAGCCAGGUGAGACCCCACACUGCACGACCUGUGCAAAGCGUUGUACCAGUACGUCACGCCCAACGUACUGGGCCAAGUGUCGACCCCAGAGGAAUCCCACGAUAUAAAACCGCUGUAGACGGUGAUACGACAGUUGGUUCAUGUCUAUUGCUAGACAUAGGCCUACAAUGUGAGUUAAGUGUGCGUUCCUAACUGUCAGGUGAUAUAGUGGCAUAUUAGAGACACUAGUGUUGUGCUCGUUGAUUCAAACGUCUUUUGUAACGUGAUGUCAUCAGAACAUUGUUUAUAAAGAUGGAUUGUUAGUUUAAACGCUGCAAUUUUAUACUUCAGUGGUGUAAAGUAUUUCGAGAAAAAGUGAGUAGUUACUGUUUAACAGUUGGUACUAUUGUGUGCGUUGAAUAUGUGACUUGCUUUGAAUCCAGUGUUUGACUGUAGCUAGGUAAACAGUGUGGAUUCCAAUCAAUACUAUUGAUUGUUCGGAGUGAUGUAUGUAGGAGUGAAUUACUGCAUGAUGCAGUUACAGUGAGAUUUUACUUAAAUAUUGAACGGAACGGUUAUUGAAAUUAUACUUGUAAAUAUUGGAAAUGUUCCGCAGUAUAAUAUAGGAUUCGCAAUUGUAGGCCAAAUAAAAUUUAAUUUUGUAAAGAUAACGAUACAAUUCAUUCAUUUUUCACCAUUAAUACACAAAUCCUAAGAUAUUAUGACUUUGCUUAAAUACAGCAAUAAAAAAAAGUCAUACUAGUCCAAUCAAAAUUUGUAUUAAUAGCGAAAUACAGAAGCAUCAAUUUUUAUAAUUCGCUGAUGUUUCAUGCUGUCUUAGUCACUUUAAAGCAGCCAUACUUAAUCUACAGCAUUUGUCUUGGGCCCAUCUGUACUAACGAAUUUAUUGUAAACCAUUUUAAAUUUCGUGCUACAAUUCCCAUAAAAAUGAUUUUCUAGUGACCCUUAUGAGCGAAUGUUUGAGUAUGGCUUCUUUAAACCUUAGUAUAGACACAGAUAAACCUUAAAGAACGUGAUAAAGUUGUGUUCUUGUAUUCACCAUGACUGCUUCUCCUUGCAAUGCAAUUAGUUGUAGUUGUAGAUAGCACAUGCACAAUAAUAUAAAAGACAUACCUUAUUAUGAGGUAACUGUUUCAGUAUUCCAA
Molecule: messenger RNA, 5221 nt
Organism: Trichoplusia ni (cabbage looper)
Lineage: Eukaryota; Metazoa; Arthropoda; Insecta; Lepidoptera; Noctuidae
Gene: sws
Product: neuropathy target esterase sws
Exons: 28
Coding region: 157-4086 (1309 amino acids)
Biological process (GO): phosphatidylcholine metabolic process
Cellular component (GO): endoplasmic reticulum
Molecular function (GO): phosphatidylcholine lysophospholipase A1 activity
Source: RefSeq, a predicted model, not a curated record